AUGGAAGUUCUGCAGGACAAUUUUUCUAUAUUAGCCUUUAUCGGUGUUUGGAAACCAAUAGACUUGACUGAUCGUUGGAAAUCAUUUUUAUUUUAUAUUUACGCAUUAGUAGUAACUUUUAUGUCGUACUGGUUUCUAAUAACCGAGAUAAUUGGUCUCGCUGUGUAUACAAAAAAUAUAAAUGACUUUGUUGCGAAUGUCUUUAUUGUGACAGCUUUGUUUACGGGCUGCAUUAAAGUGACAUGCUUUCAGCGCAACCGCGCGACAUUUAUUGAUAUUAUAAAUAAUUUAAAAAGAGGAUUUUUUGAGCCGCAAUCUCAAGAAGAAUUAAAUAUUUGGGAAAAACGCGCCCGAAAAAACAGAAAAAUUUCAAUAUACGCGUAUUUCUGGCUCCUAGUGGGGUUAGAAGCAAUAACAAUGGCAGUAUUAUCUUCAGAAACUAUAAACAAUAGAUUGCUAGUUUUCCAGGCCUGGUUGCCUUAUAAUUACACCACAAGCACGACAAUUUACUGGAUCUCAUCACUGGAACAGCUGAUCGCCGUUCACAUCCUCGGGCUCGUUAAUUUUUCAUUCAACCUAAUUUUUUUUGGAAUAAUGGUUAAUAUUUGCAUUCAAAUGAGAAUACUGAAACUUCGUUACAGAAACGCUAUAACAACUGACAAUUUACUAACUGAAAAUCCUCCUGGAAAAUUAUUGGAGGCCAAGAAGCUCAUUCAAGUAUUUGCAGAUUGUCAUAUUUCUAUAAUCAAGCUACAAGUUCAUUCGUUGUUUUCGACAAUAGUGACCAUUCAAUAUUUUGUAAGCGCGAUAACAUUAUGCACUAGCGCUUACAAUAUCACUAAAGAGCAAUUUGGCUCGUAUAAUUUUAUGCUGACAAUAUUUUACAUGCACAAUAUCACCAUUGAGCUGUUUUUGGUCUGUGUUUCCAGCAAUGAAGUUACACAUGAGUUUUCAGAUUUAGCUGAUGGGUUUUAUGAUUGCGAGUGGUACUCAGUAAACAAUCCUAGUAAAAUAUCAAUCGCAAUUAUGAUGACAAACACGGUAAAACCAGUCAAUUUUACUUGCGCGUACGUUAUUUAUCUUUCCCUAGAGUCAUUUACAAGAGUAAGUAAAUUA
Messenger RNA from Cotesia congregata, 1116 nucleotides. The record is from the annotation of a GenBank genome assembly. Lineage: Eukaryota; Metazoa; Arthropoda; Insecta; Hymenoptera; Braconidae.